Messenger RNA from Pseudophryne corroboree (corroboree frog), 969 nucleotides. RefSeq names its product olfactory receptor 6B1-like. The coding region runs from base 1 to 969 and encodes 322 amino acids. Gene Ontology annotation, biological process: G protein-coupled receptor signaling pathway. Lineage: Eukaryota; Metazoa; Chordata; Amphibia; Anura; Myobatrachidae. Gene Ontology annotation, cellular component: membrane. The record is from RefSeq and is a predicted model, not a curated record. The transcript has a single exon. Gene Ontology annotation, molecular function: olfactory receptor activity; G protein-coupled receptor activity.
AUGGAUAUCAAUUCUUCUUACAUUCAUAAUUCAUCACAGGGGAGCAACAAGACUAUGGUCACUGCGUUUAUCCUCCUGGGAUUUCAGGGUCCCAUUAACAUAAGGAUGUUACUGUUUAUACUAUUCCUUGUGGUUUAUUGUAUGACCAUAUGUGGGAACCUCCUGAUCAUCACACUGGUGUCCUCCAACAAGAACCUCCAUUCUCCCAUGUACUUCUUCCUCACACAACUGUCUAUGAGUGACAUCAUAAUAGCCACAGAUGUUGUUCCCUACAUGCUUCAUAUUUUACUGAAUGGUGAGGGAAACAUUACUUUUAUUGGCUGCAUCACUCAAUUAUAUUUCUUCAGUGCCACAGAAACAUCUGAUUGUCUGAUUCUCACAGUGAUGGCUUAUGACAGAUAUGUGGCUAUUUGCAAACCCCUCCAUUAUGUGUCUAUAAUGAACAAUGCACACUGUAUGAAAUUGGCUAUUCUGUCUUGGGCUUUGAGUUUUUCCAUCAUAUUGAUUAACACUAUAACCACAUCAAUGCUACAGUUUUGUGGAUCAAAUAUUAUUGACCAUUUUUUUUGUGAUCUUGUUCCCCUACUGGAACUUUCUUGUUCAGAUACUAGAAUUGUGCAAUUAGAGGUUUCUUUAAUCAGUGCUCCUGUGCUUAUAAUCCCAAUCAUAAUUAUUAUAGUAUCUUAUAGCAAUAUCCUUUUGACUGUUUUAACAUCGUCAUCUAAUACUGUCAGACAAAAAGCCUUCUCCACCUGCAGCUCCCAUCUGACUGUGGUGUUUAUUUUUUAUUGGACCUUGUUUGGUGUUUAUGCUCUACCAACAAAGGGACUUUCGCUGAGCAUAAGUAAGAGCUUAUCGAUCAUUUAUACUGUGUUGACCCCUUUGUUAAAUCCCGUUAUAUAUAGUCUCAGGAAUAAGGACAUCAAGAAAGCUCUAAGGAAAACAGUUUAUAAAAAUGUUUUUUUGUAG